This is a messenger RNA of Phymastichus coffea, 1645 nucleotides long. It is a transcript of the gene Lamtor1, whose product is annotated as ragulator complex protein LAMTOR1. Gene Ontology annotation, molecular function: molecular adaptor activity; guanyl-nucleotide exchange factor activity. The coding region runs from base 166 to 666 and encodes 166 amino acids. The record is from RefSeq and is a predicted model, not a curated record. Lineage: Eukaryota; Metazoa; Arthropoda; Insecta; Hymenoptera; Eulophidae. Gene Ontology annotation, biological process: endosomal transport; cholesterol homeostasis; lysosome organization. Gene Ontology annotation, cellular component: late endosome membrane; lysosome; Ragulator complex. The transcript has 5 exons.
GUGAGCCGACACUCCGACAGCUGAUUCAACAUUGCGACGUUGUUUAUGGGCAGCAAAUACUGACAAAAAGAAAAAAAUAUGAGUGUUUAAAAGUUUUUUGAGUUGUUAUUGUUAUUGUUUCCCGGCUCUAAGUGUGGUGUGUAGUUUUAGAGUACUUUACUCAAAAUGGGAUGUUGCUACAGUUUGUGUAAAGAGGAUGCGGAUCAGCAGGGUAAUGAAGUGAAUGAGCGCACUCACUUGUUGGUCGAUCCUGUCAGUAAUAAUACUAAUAUACCCAGAGUUCACAAUGAUGAUUAUGUAAAUCAAUAUGCAAGUUCUGUACCAAAAAAGACAGAUGAACAAAGCGCACUGAAUCGUAUUCUUCAUGAGACUGCAGCAAAUAUAAUAGAUGUAGGUGCAUUGGAUUCACAUAAUUUGGAACAACAUGAGUAUUUAGAGCGAUCAAGAGCUUAUGCGAAACGAAUAGAAACUGUGGGAAUAAGAGUACCAGAAGUCUCUUAUUGCUUACUCAGGGAUAUUCCAGCACCAGAGAGAGUUCUUGCAUCUGAACCGAUAACCCAAAAUGAUAAAGAACUUAUUACUGACUUUAUGCAAAAAUCUGUGAUGGCAUUAGAUGAAGUUCAAGUUGAGCAUAAAGAAGAUUUAGUUGUCCCAUUCUUAUCGUGAUUAUCGCAUUCUCCAUCGAAUCUCGAGGCUGGACUGAUGCGAACUUCGUCAACCCAAAUGUUAACAAACCAAGAUGAUUUAAUGGAAAUUUGGGUCCAGUCAUAUUUUACUGACUAAACCACUAUAUGCCUGUAAUUUUUUUCAUUUAUAACUUCUUUGUUUCCAAAAUUUACUGCAUGCUGUUCAUCGUUAUUUAUAAUGUUAGUAUUUUUUCAAAUGGAAUAUUUUUCAACUCUUGUGUUUUGUAGUUAUAUAAUAAUUCAAUUAAUUUUAGUAUUGAACGAGAUUUUGCCGUAACGAUUUUAAAUGUAUAUACAGUUUAAUCUUAAAUCGGAUAUCUAAUUUGAAAACCUGUGAGUUUAUAAUAGAUCGAUAUUAUAAAUAUACGAUGUUUAACAAUUUAUACCAUGUUAUUUUCAAAGAAAACGUAACAUUAUUUUCAGCAGAAACAGUGCAAGGCAUUUUGUACAAGUAGAUUUGUAAAAUAAAAUCAUGCCUUGAACACUUUGUAAAACUUGUGAUUCUAAAAACAUAUUAAUAAGAGCAGUAAAUUUUGUGAAUAUAAAAUAUACAUGUAUAAAUAAUUGAUAUUGUGCAACAAGUGUAAAGUUAGUUCCAAUAUUUUUGUUGUUGUAAAUUUUACUUUCAUGUGAACAUUGCAGUUUAUGUUUAAUAAAUCGAAAUUAUUAUUACGGUAAAUAAGAAAGUUGCGCUUUGUAGAUAGUUUUACAUCAAUUUGGCAAAUAAGAUUGAUAUUGAUAAAAAGUUCUGAUUAAAUUGAAAAACAAUAUUAAUUUUUACAUGUUCAAGAGAUUUAAAAAUCAACGUUUGUAUUUUUCCUUGUCUUUUGCUUAUUCUUCUUUAAUCCAUUACGUAAAUUUAAAGGAUUUUCGUUGAAAAUUAAAUUUUUGUAAUAUUUACUUUUUACAGAGAUGUAUUAUAUUAUUAAAACAAUGAAAAAAAAUUGAAUUUGCAUUAU